This is a messenger RNA of Anopheles aquasalis, 810 nucleotides long. Its product is annotated as gamma-glutamylcyclotransferase. Gene Ontology annotation, molecular function: gamma-glutamylcyclotransferase activity. The record is from RefSeq and is a predicted model, not a curated record. Lineage: Eukaryota; Metazoa; Arthropoda; Insecta; Diptera; Culicidae.
CAGCCGAACGGACCGAUGUAAACAACGCGGCAAAAUGAUAAAAAAUCAACCCUUCCGCACGUAUAAUAGCAUAUUAAGUGUGCCGGCGAUCAUCGUUCUUCUUUUGGUGUGCUCGGCCGAAAUGGCGGCAGGAACAUUCCAUUACUUCGCCUACGGAAGCAACCUGCUUGGUAAAAGAAUUCACAUACAAAAUCCCACUGCAGUACGGAGAGGAUACGGCUAUCUGCAGGAUUAUGGAUUGGACUUUUUCCACUAUGCAGCACGCUGGCGAGGUGCUCCCGCUACGAUCGUCGGGCAGAAGGGGGAGCGAGUGUGGGGCGCAAUAUGGGAGAUUGAUAACAGCAAUCUAGCCGAUUUGGAUCGUCAAGAAGGUGUACAUAACAGUGUGUAUAAGCCGCUUACACUGCCGGUGGUGUUACCAACUGGUGGCACCCUAGACUGCCGAGUAUAUCAGUUGGUGAGCAAUCCCUGCCCCCUCGGGGCGACAGAAGAACGGCCGUACGAGCGGCAACCAUCGAAGACGUACAUGAACAUCAUCAUCAACGGAGCAAAGGAGACGGGCUUGCCGGAAGAGUAUGUAACUUGGCUGAAAAGCGUGCAGCACAACGGAAACACGGGCGAUCCGCAACUAUCUUUGGAAUUAGAGAAACCCAUCGACGAUUAAAUCGAUCGAAGCGAAGCUUAUGGGCGAAUUUGAAUCCGAAUUUUAUACUGGAACCUGUUGUUUUUUGUAUUACUUGCUACCGAACAAACGGAUUGCUAAAAGCAUGUUUUUUAAAAAUAAAUUCAUUACGGUAUUCUAAACAAAUA